AUGACCGACGAAACCCCUUCUCAGACAGCAAAGUCCGCUGAGGACCGAAAAGCUGCUUCGGCCCUUGAGAACCUCGACGCUGCCGACUCCCCUUCGACACCACAAAACGUCGACGCCGACGCGGCUAACAAAGCCAUCAAGAGCCUCGGCUCCAGCAAGGCCUCAGCCUCUGCUGCUUCCCACAAGAACGUCAAGGUCGAUGCUGCUGACGUUGCUCUUCUCGUUGAGGAGCUCGAAUUGCCUAAGCCAAAGGCUACCGAGCUGCUCAAGGGCAACGAGGGUGAUGCUGUCAAGGCUAUGAGGGCGUUUAUCAAGGCUUAAGGACGAUGCCACGACGAGGCGUCACAAUUUCGUCUUUCUCCGCCAAGGGCUGGUGGGAAGGGGUGCGACAAUUAGAAUAAAAGGCAUUCAUGGCACUGGCGUUUAGCGAGCAUGCCGCAAAGAGAUUACCAACAAUAUGAGACACGACCAACAUUCAAAUCUAACAGUCUCGAGCCUUCUACAGUCACAUAGACACGAGUCGGAAAUGUUGUAGAUCAAUUA
Molecule: messenger RNA, 543 nt
Organism: Fusarium graminearum PH-1
Lineage: Eukaryota; Fungi; Ascomycota; Sordariomycetes; Hypocreales; Nectriaceae
Exons: 1
Coding region: 1-321 (106 amino acids)
Biological process (GO): negative regulation of apoptotic process; protein stabilization
Source: RefSeq, a predicted model, not a curated record